Molecule: messenger RNA, 504 nt
Organism: Prunus armeniaca (apricot)
Lineage: Eukaryota; Viridiplantae; Streptophyta; Magnoliopsida; Rosales; Rosaceae
Source: the annotation of a GenBank genome assembly
AUGUCAGAUACAAACACGGAGGAGGUGAAGGAGCCAGAGCUUGCUGAUAGUGCUCCUAAGGAUCAAGGUGCUGGUGACAAUGCCGAUAGUGCUCCUAAGGAUCAAGGUGCUGGUGACAAUGCCGAGGAAGACCUAAAAGCUUCAAAUGAAAAUCAUGAAAAUCCCAUGCCUUCACCCCAGCAGGAGGAGGCAACAAUUAAGAAAAAGUAUGGAGGCAUAUUGCCAAGGAAGCCUCCACUGAUAUCCAAGGACCAUGAGCGUGCUUAUUUUGAUUCUGCUGAUUGGGCAUUGGGAAAGCAAGGAGCAAAGCCAAAAGGACCACUUGAAGCACUCCGCCCAAAGCUGCAGCCCACACCACAACAGCAAGCGCGUUCAAGGCGCUCAUCUUAUUCCCGUGCAGGCGACGGCGACGAUGGCGGCAAUGACAACACUUCUUUGGAGGACCAAGUAGACGGUGGCAGCAGUAACACGACGGAUGAGGAUCAGAGCCGCCACCACGAGUAG